CUUGUAGUCUGAACGUAGCCAUAUAGUAGCCUACUUAGGGGCUACUUUUUUCUAUGUAAACACGCUAGUCGGUCAUGCAAAACCAUUGUGUUUGUCUUUUGCAGCGUCUCGCGCAUGACAUGGCGUUCUAAAAACGCGGUGCUCAAGUUAAGAUCAGUUUUAAAAAACGCGUAUCGAGCCCUUAGACUAACUAGUUAACUAGACUAACUGGUUAAUUAGUAAAUUACAGUGGUUUGAAUAGUUGUUGAAUAUAAGAUGUUUUGAAGGACAAAGAAUGCAUUGCACAGUGAUAUUUUCAGUACUAGCGCUAGUUACACAACAAUGAAUACUAGUUCGUUUUAAGGAGGACUACAUGUUAAAACGGCUUGCCAUACACCGUGUUUGUCCACCCCGAGAACAUGUUGCGUUUUUGUUCUCGUAGAAACACAUUUUAGAUUGAGCUCUGUCCUGUGAAUGAAAGACCCUCCCUUGUUGCUGCGACGCCUGUUUCUUCCAACACCGUCAUCUCAAGCGAUCUGCUUCAAUGGGAGCACCAUCGAUUCUGCAUACCUUUUUGAAGGCCACUAGAAUUGCUGGAGGCAAGAUCUGAUGCUGGUGCCUUGUCCGUUUGUUCUCAAAGAAAACGAACGUGUGGCGUUUUUUUUCCAGGGGAAGCUGUAACACAAUAGGGACACUGGAGUUAUGAUGAAGGCUCGACGGAUGACUGGCGCUGUCCGUUCAGCACCAGCUCACGCUCAAUGACACCAUAAAAAAACCUGCAUGACACCCUCAAACCCGAGCCGGGGGUCAGGAUAUUGGGUCAUUUGAAGGAAAACGCGUCCUUAGAAGUCAUUCAAGUGCAUGAAAAGGGGUUUUGGAUUUCCAUUGUUGAUCUGACGGUGGCAUGGACACUUUGAGGCGCACCUGGCACGAUUGUAAACAUAUUUGCACUCUUUGAAUUUUCGGAACAUGGGUCCCAGCGGUAUGAUGAUGGUCAGUGGGCUGGAGAUAUGACUAGAGAGGGACGCGAUGGGCCAAGGGGACGACAAGGAUCGUAUCGUGAUCAACGUCGGAGGAAUCAAGCACCAGACUUACCGCAGCACCCUGCGCACCCUGCCCGGCACUCGGCUUUCCUGGCUGGCGGAGCCCGACGCGCCUAACAACUUCGAUUAUGAUGCGAACAUCGGAGAGUUUUUCUUCGACCGUCACCCGGGCGUUUUCGCCCACAUCCUUAACUAUUACCGCACGGGCAAGCUGCAUUGCCCGGCGGACGUGUGCGGACCCUUGUAUGAGGAGGAGCUGGCGUUUUGGGGGAUCGACGAGACGGACGUGGAACCGUGUUGUUGGAUGACCUACCGGCAGCAUCGAGAGGCGGAGGAGGCUUUGGACAGCUUCGCCGGGGGGGCUCUCGACCUCAGCCAUGAAGACCCCGAGCCUGAGGGGGUCGUUGAGGCAGCCGAGGGGGAUGAGGGUGUUGAGAUGACCCGGAGACUGGCUCAAGGCGACUCGCCCGAUAACAGAUCCGGACGCUGGAGCAGGUGGCAGAAGAAGACGUGGGCGCUCUUUGAGGACCCGUAUUCCUCAAAAUACGCACGGUGGAUAGCAUUUGCAUCUUUGUUCUUCAUUUUGGUAUCCAUUACCACAUUCUGUUUGGAGACUCAUGAGGCCUUCAAUCCCAUCAUCAACCGUACAGAACUCUAUACGGACGGCAAUGAAACUCGGGAACGUUUGGUCCAGGAGACGGAGACCAUGGUGCAGUUAACCUACGUUGAGGGUGUCUGCGUUGUGUGGUUCACUUUUGAGUUUCUGAUCCGAGUGACUACCUGUCCAAACAAAUUAAAGUUUGUCAGAAACACCCUCAACAUCAUCGACUUUGUGGCCAUCCUCCCCUUCUACCUGGAGGUGGGACUGAGCGGACUCUCUUCCAAAGCAGCGAAAGACGUGUUGGGUUUCCUCCGUGUGGUACGAUUUGUUCGAAUUCUCCGUAUCUUCAAGUUGACACGACACUUUGUGGGUUUGCGGGUACUAGGGCACACACUCCGUGCCAGUACCAAUGAGUUUAUCCUCCUCAUCAUUUUCCUUGCACUCGGAGUCUUAAUCUUUGCCACUAUGAUCUACUAUGCCGAACGUAUCGGAAGAAACCCCAAUGAUCCCGAUGCUAGUAGCGACACGCACUUCAAGAACAUACCCAUCGGCUUCUGGUGGGCUGUGGUAACAAUGACAACCCUCGGCUAUGGCGAUAUGUACCCUCAGACGACGUCUGGUAUGCUGGUGGGCGCGCUAUGUGCCCUUGCAGGUGUGCUGACGAUUGCCAUGCCUGUCCCUGUAAUCGUGAAUAACUUCGGCAUGUACUACUCCUUAGCCAUGGCGAAACAAAAACUACCAAAGAAAAAAAAUAAGCAUAUCCCACGAGCACCUCAACUGGGGUCUCCCAACUACUGCAAGUCAGCCAUUAACUCCCCGCGACCCAGCACGCACAGCGACACAUGCCCCCUGGCACAGGAAGAGGUUUCUGAGAUCAGAUACCAAGAUUUUAAAGUGAAUGGGGAGCCAUCGAAAGCUGCCCUGGCCAAUGAGGAUUGUCCUCACAUCGACCAGGCGGUGUCGCCCGAGGAAGUCUUCAGCCCCGUGGACCGCGAGAGACCCUGCUUCCUGCUCACUUCCGGAGGAGACCGAGCCAAUCACAUGGGGGGGAGAGUCAGGAAGGAGACCCAGCGCGCCAACCGAAGCAGACAACCAACCGAGUCAGUGUGUGUAAUGAACCAUGGUGUACCAACCACUAUGUGUGUCAACCAUAAAGCCACAUCCCCCACCUGAUAGUACCGUAUUUAGCGUUUGUGUGUGAGAGAGAGAGCGCGUGCAGUGUGUUUGAUGUAGAUUAGCACUUCUCUUUGAGUUGUGACUGAUAAUUAAUUCAGCGUAGAUGUAGCACAGUAACCAAGAGAAGCUGUAGUUGUUCAGCCGUAUGUAGCGCUGUUUCGUUUGUGGUUUAUUGUGCUAUCGUGCUGUGCGAAAUGCCUGUUGUUUUUCCGUUCGUGAGUGUCAGUGUUGUAAAUGGUGCUGGUGUUGUGUAAAUCUUUCUUUUAUCUCGUUGAAGUGUUUGUUUUUGGUUGUUUAAAUGUUGUAAAAAUGUCGCUAAUCACAUUUCAGUGGGAAAAAAGAAACAAAAACAUGUGCUCAGUGAUCAUGUGUGAGUAGGGAGAAAAAAAAUAGCAAUUGUUUUCCCGUAUUUUGUACUACUGUAGUUACCAUGUAGAAAUGCCUUUUGCACUGUUUGCACCGUUCACUUUUACAUUCCUUUCUGUAGAACAAAUGACAGUUUGAUAUAUUUUGUAGCUCACAUGUUUGGCUGGUAACUUUCGAGAUGCACCGUGUCUUAAUCAGGUGCGACGUGACAUACUGUAAUAUGCUGGGAAGCUCCGCCCACAAAGGAAUGUCAUUGGCCCAAAGUUUCACAUAUCUUAAAGGGAAAGGUCACCCCAAAAUGAAAAUUUUAUCAUUUACUCGCCAUCUAAUUGUUCCAAACCUGUAUGAGUUUCUUUCUUCUGUUGAACACAAAAGAAAAUAUUUCAAAUAAUGUUGGUAGUCAAACAGAUGACGGUAACCAUUGUACGGAGAAUAGUAGCCUAAAUCGUGCACACGAUUUAUUAAUUCGUUCCCUCGAUUUACUAAAACGUGCACACGAUUUACUAUUUCGUUCCCUCAAUUUAUAAUGAUUUAGUAAAUCUAGCUAACGAAUUAGUAAAUCGUGCGCACGAUUUAGAAAAUCGAGGGAACAAAUUAGUAAAUCGUGCGCACGAUUAAAUUUUUUUUCUUGCAUGUCAUGUGCGGGGCUCCGUACCGUUGACUUCCAUAGUAGAAAAAAAAAAUACUAUGGAAGUCAAUGGCUACCGUCAACUGACAUUCUUCAAAACAUCUUCUUUUGUGUUCAACAGAAGAAAGAAACUCAUAUAGGUUUGGAACAACUUGAUGAGUAAAAGAUGACAGAAUUUUCCAUUUUGGGUGAACUAUCCUUUUAAAUAUUUAUAUUUGGUGUUUAACAUACAUUGUCUGUGGUUGUGAUUGCGUAGCAUUUUCACUUUGAGAGUAAAAAGACGAUGCCGUGUCACGCCUGGUUAGAAUGCGGUGUUGGAUUUGACGGUAAAAUACCAAGGCUUGUCAGCACAUCAUUGGGACCAAACUCAAUUUUUGAAGGAAUGACAACACCAACAUUGGGUUUGAUAAAAAAUUGUUUAAUAAGUGCUUAGUUUGCAUUUGAAAAUUCAAUGUGAAUAUACAAGCUAUUUUGGAAGCCACAUAUUAUGGCGGUUUUCAUAAAAACCAUCACAAGAGACAAUCCUGCACUGUAAAACAACACUACUCUUUAUAGAGAACAAGAACAUACAGGGUUUAUGAUGGAAUAUAUGAAAGGAACCGAUACUGUGUGUUAAGUUUGUUUCGACGUUUAUUUUUCAUUGUUGUGAAAAUGUGAAGUAUACCCAGUUCUUUGGGACCAAACUAGCGCACUGCCAGUUGCAUCACGGGAAUGCCAACAUUGGGUCGCUUCCUUACAAUAUGCUGGACCCAACCACAUCAGAGCACAAACAUCAGCGAAUAAUAAAUAUAUAUAUAUACACACAUGAAUAAAACUCCAGAGGUGUACAGUCUUUGAGACUGAAUAGUUUUUGGACACAGUGAACAUCGAACUUCCUGGCAAAAGGUGGCAAUGUUUGUGCUGUUUUGUGAGACAUUCCUUGUGUUUUUCAGCAUAUUGCAGUGCAUAGUAUGGAUAGUUAUUUAAAACCAGGUGGUGUUUUCAUUGAUGGUUUGAGUUGACAUAUUGUUAAGGCAAUUUUGUGUCUUUUUCUGAAGAGAGAAAAAAAGCAAUGAAAAAAAAGAAAUAAAUAAUGGUAAUAAAAAGCACUAAAACAGA
Messenger RNA from Ctenopharyngodon idella (grass carp), 4891 nucleotides. It is a transcript of the gene kcnc1b, whose product is annotated as potassium voltage-gated channel, Shaw-related subfamily, member 1b. NCBI's taxonomy places the organism in Eukaryota, Metazoa, Chordata, Actinopteri, Cypriniformes, Xenocyprididae. The transcript is spliced from 4 exons. Gene Ontology annotation, molecular function: protein binding; delayed rectifier potassium channel activity. Gene Ontology annotation, cellular component: dendrite membrane; neuronal cell body membrane; voltage-gated potassium channel complex. Gene Ontology annotation, biological process: protein homooligomerization; potassium ion transmembrane transport. The coding region runs from base 1009 to 2796 and encodes 595 amino acids. The record is from RefSeq and is a predicted model, not a curated record.